CCGCUGCCUCUCACACAGAACACUGUUGGCUACUCAAGAGAAAAGUUUCAUGGCUGGAUCUUACCUUUUGUUGAGAUAAAACUCAUUAUUGCUUUUUGGGUCAUGAUAAACUUGCAUUCAUCAACCCUCAAGGACGUUUGUUGAUUUUACAAGAUUUUUCAAACCGGGACGUCUUGAGUGGACUAAAGCCAGCAGAGGGGGAUUCAGGGUGAAGGAAGGGAAGAGGGAUUAGGGGCUAAUCCUGGACAUGACCAAUCCUCAAGGAGCCUCCGUCAAGCAGCCCUAUUGCCCAGAUUAUUACAUUUAAUUUAUUGCCUUUUAAAGACUCUUUAUCUCCCCUGGGGGAUUCCUGGCGAGCGGGCCGCUGGAUUUGAGUAUCUUUAAAAACAAAGGAUCAGGAGCAGCAGCCGUUGGAGGAGCAUGAGGAGAGUAUACAUGCAGGGAUAAAGCAACAAGCCUCCCUGCCGUCUCACACUCCAGCAUGGUGCAGGUCAAGGGUCACUGAAUGAACUUGGAUUGGGAAAGUAUGCGGUCACAUUGAUGACACAAAACUGAUUAAGAAGCACAAACCCAGAACAACUGUGAAGCCCAGAAUCUUUGACCACAUAUGCAGCAGAGGUUUUCAGGAAUUGGAGUCAUGCAUAUUUUCAGCUCGCAUUUAUCUUCACCGAAUCUUUCUGGAUAUGAACAAAGACUGAUGGCCAAAAUGGGACAUAGCUGAAUGUGUCUGCCUUUUGAGAAACUGUGAAAAGAAACUUUCCACUCAACUGCGGGUUUUAUUCUGCUGAGAUAUUUUGAAGCUUGAACUGUGAGACGUGUAUAAUUUGCUUUCUUGCGUUGUUCUCGCCAUUUUUUGAAAAAGGUUUUUUUUUUUUUUUCUCCCUUUCUACCGGCUCUGGAAAUUUAUACUUGGAGAAGCCAUGAACCUGGGUAAGUUGUCUGGCCUGAAGGGCCUGGUUUCCCACUCCUCAGGAAAGCGUCGUUUUAAAGGUGACCUCACCCCGGACAUGAUCAGUCCCCCAUUGGGCGACUUCCGCCACACAAUGCACGUGGGCCGCGGAGGGGACGUGUUCGGGGACACCUCGUUCCUCAGCAAUCACGGCGGAGCAGGAAAUAAUGCAGAUGGAGACUCCUCCUCCACCUCAGAGAAGAAUGAGGGAUUCUUCUCCCGCACGUUUCGCCAUGUCCGCAAGACCCCCGACAGGCCCCGCGGCGGAUCCAAGGACCUUUCACCCCCACCUCCACCAGUUUCUCCAAUCAUAAAGAAUGCCAUUUCCCUCCCCCGGCUGGACGUGGACUCACCCAACGGCUGUCCUGUCAAAGUGCUUUUCCCUAGUUCACCAAAAACACCUGAGAACUCCACAUGCUUAUAUGGAUUGGAGUCUGGCUUUGUGACCUUGCCGAGACUGUCACGCACUGAGCGUCCAGCCCAGGGCAGCUCUCCCUCAGCUUGCCCUCCUGAAAUCCACAGAGGCUCGCUCACAGACAUGGGUAUCCCGUCCUUUCCCUGUUCAGACUCCGUCAGUCCUUCUGACUCCAUGAACUCUUUCACCCUGGAUCUGGGCCCUUCCCUCAUGUCUGAAGUCUUUGCUAUGAUUGACAGCCCUAUGUGUGAAAUGGCCAGUCCCAUCAGUGAAAAGACACCGUCCACCGAUGAAAACUCGGAGGUGGACUCGGACGCAACCAUGUCCUUGGUGGACUCACUCCUGAGAGAAGAUGAUGACGGUAGGACGCGGUUGUAUGGAGGAGAGUGGAAACAUUCAGACUUUGUUAACGGCGAGUCACUCAAAAGGUCCGUGCAGGGGGAUCGGAUGCACUCCUUCUCUGUUGAGGAUCACGGCAUGGAGCCGGAGAGUUUCCAGAGGGCCGCUGAUGUGCUGGCACGUCAUUACGGGAGCGGGAGACUCAGGAAUACAAACACCAACAACUCUCACAGGAGAGAAGCAUACAACUAUGCUGAUGAGGAGGAUGAGAUUAAAGUCUAACACAAAUCGCACAGCACUUUUAAAGGG
Pimephales promelas (fathead minnow) is the source of this 2012-nucleotide messenger RNA. RefSeq names its product CDC42 effector protein 1a (gene cdc42ep1a). Gene Ontology annotation, biological process: regulation of cell shape; positive regulation of pseudopodium assembly; Rho protein signal transduction. The record is from RefSeq and is a predicted model, not a curated record. NCBI's taxonomy places the organism in Eukaryota, Metazoa, Chordata, Actinopteri, Cypriniformes, Leuciscidae. Gene Ontology annotation, molecular function: small GTPase binding. Gene Ontology annotation, cellular component: plasma membrane; cytoplasm; cytoskeleton.